AUGGUGGCUGUGUCCAGGCUCUGUUCCCAGCUCUGGCAUCGUGAUCUGAUGGGCCGAUGGAGCACAGGAACAAUGACCAGGCGGAGAUGGCAGCACCACUCAGCCAUCACGGUGACCAACGAGCCCAUCCUUGAGUUUAAGCAAGGGAGUCCCGAGCGAGCAGCGCUUCAGAAGGCACUUGCUGACCUGAAGGGCAAGACAGAAGCCAUCCCAUGUGUGAUCGGGGGAGAAGAGGUGUGGACACCAACAGUGCGGUACCAGCUGUCGCCAUUUAACCAUGCACACAAGGUGGCCAAGUUCUGCUAUGCCAGCAAGGAGCUCAUUAACAAAGCUAUUAAUGCUGCCUUGGCAGCGAGGAAGGAGUGGGACCUAAAACCCGUCCAGGACCGAGCGCAGAUCUUCCUGAAGGCAGCUGACAUGCUGAGCGGCCCCAGGCGAGCAGAAGUGCUGGCCAAAACCAUGAUCGGGCAGGGUAAGACAGUGAUCCAGGCGGAAAUCGAUGCUGCCGCCGAGCUGAUCGACUUCUUCCGAUUCAAUGCCAAGUACGCCCUGGAGCUGGAGAAGAGCCAACCCAUCAGCGUGGACAUCAGCACCAACAGCAUGGUCUACCGGGGGCUGGAGGCUUUCGUGGCAGCCGUCUCUCCCUUCAACUUCACAGCCAUCGGAGGGAACCUGGCAGGGGCUCCAGCGCUGAUGGUGAGUGUCGUGCUGGG
Messenger RNA from Nestor notabilis (Kea), 713 nucleotides. RefSeq names its product delta-1-pyrroline-5-carboxylate dehydrogenase, mitochondrial-like. The record is from RefSeq and is a predicted model, not a curated record. Gene Ontology annotation, molecular function: L-glutamate gamma-semialdehyde dehydrogenase (NAD+) activity. The annotation marks the transcript as partial. NCBI's taxonomy places the organism in Eukaryota, Metazoa, Chordata, Aves, Psittaciformes, Psittacidae. The transcript is spliced from 7 exons.